This is a messenger RNA of Pseudogymnoascus verrucosus, 442 nucleotides long. RefSeq lists its product as uncharacterized. The record is from RefSeq and is a predicted model, not a curated record. Gene Ontology annotation, molecular function: structural constituent of ribosome; RNA binding. The transcript is spliced from 3 exons. Lineage: Eukaryota; Fungi; Ascomycota; Leotiomycetes; Thelebolales; Thelebolaceae. Bases 43 to 369 code for a protein of 108 amino acids. Gene Ontology annotation, cellular component: cytosolic large ribosomal subunit.
CACCAACUUCUUCUCCCAGCAUCCGAAAAUCCAACAGACAAGAUGCCUCCACGCAAGUCCAAGAAGACAUCUGAUACGAUCAACUCCCGCCUCGCCCUCGUCAUCAAGUCGGGCAAGGUCACCCUCGGAUUCAAGUCCACGCUCAAAUCACUUCGGUCGGGCAAGGCCAAGCUCGUCAUCAUCGCUGGCAAUUGCCCUCCUCUUCGCAAGUCUGAACUGGAGUACUACGCCAUGCUUUCCAAAUGCCCUGUUCACCACUUCAGUGGAAACAACAUCGAACUCGGGACGGCGUGUGGAAAACUUUUCCGUUGCGGCACCAUGGUUGUCCUCGACCCAGGUGACUCCGACAUCCUGAGCCAAGAGACCUAAAUGUGGCUCUCCGGUAUUUGAAUGGGAGAACAACAAUCGGAGUGAUAUGUAUGGCAUACAGAGCAUAGACACC